UUUUGAUAAAUUCUGAUUGCUUUAAUGUGAUAUAAGUAUUCAUUGAACUACUAUUCCUCCUAUAAAGUAAUCCCUAAAUGCUAAUAGGAACUAUAUAAGCAUCCUAUUGCUUUAUGAUACUUUCUGAUUCCUGACCUAAAAACUGUAAGAUUUUCUUCGAGCUCCAUUUAAAAAUUUCUCAUGUUUUUAUAAUUAAUAAUAAAAAUGGCUGGAAAAAGAAAAGCUAAAACUCAGGCUAAGAAAGCUCCAACAACAAAAACUUCCAAGGCAACUAAGGCAGCGAAGGUGCAGAAUAAGACUAAGAAGAGAGAUGCCAAAGCUAACAACAAGAAGGACGAAGAGGAUAAGAGCCAAAAUAAGGAAAUUGCUAGCUCUAUGUCUAAUGGAGUCCUGGUAGACCAUAAGAUUCCGAAUCCAGGAUCUUAUGAAGUAGUAUGUGCUGGAGGCAAAGUCCUAAACGCUCAUCUGAUGUAUGCUGAUUGUGUGAGAAACAAUAACAAGUUCUACAUCAUCCAAGGUCUCAAAUCAGGCUCUUCCUAUUAUCUUUGGACGAGAUGGGGAAGAGUUGGAGUAGAUGGCCAGGUCGGCAAGCUUAUGUGAGGAAAUCAAACUGCCCUUAUAGCUCAAUUUAACAAAAAGCUGAGUGCAAAGACUAGUAAAGGAUACAACCAAAUUGAAAUCACUUAUGAAGACGUUGAAGAAACUACCAAGAAGGUGGAAGCAUUAGAAAAAAAGAAGAGCAAAGAGCCUAAACAACAGAAAAAGAAGGAAUCAGAGCUUCCUUCUUCAGUACAAAAGUUGCUAAGUUUCAUUUUUGAUAUGAAAAUGAUCGAGAAAAGUGUUGUUAAGGUUGGAUUUAACGUCAAGAAACUACCUCUUGGUAAACUCUCAAAGGCUACUAUCACCAAAGGAUACAAAGUUCUCCAAAAGAUUGAUCAAGAAAUGAAGGGGGUCGGCAGCUUGACAAAUUUAGGAGCUCUAAGCUCAGAGUUUUAUUCAAUAAUUCCUCAUGAUUUCGGAUUUGCCAAGUUAUCUCAAUUCGUGAUUGACACUAGACAAAAACUUAAAGAUAAAUUAGAGCUUGUUGAAGCCCUUGGAGACAUUCAAAUUGCUGCUGAAAUCAUGAAUGGUGUUGACAAGGACAACAGUGACAAAAACGCGCUGGAUGCCAAAUAUGAUAUGAUGAAAUGUAAGAUAGUCCCUGUGGAAAAAGAUCAUGAAGAUUAUGACAACUUGAUUAAGACAAUCACUUCUACUCACGGUUCAACUCAUUACUACAAAGUCAAACCUCUGGAAGUAUUCGAAAUUCAGAGAGAAGGAGAGGAAGAGAGAUUUAAUAAGAAGAUGGGCAAUAAAAAGCUCCUCUGGCAUGGAUCAAGGUUCUCCAACUGGGGAGGUAUCCUAUCUCAAGGAUUAAGAAUCGCUCCACCAGAAGCCCCUGCCACUGGAUAUAUGUUUGGAAAAGGAGUUUACUUUGCUGAUGUUGUUACCAAAUCUGCUGCAUACUGCUGUUCUCACCUAUCUAACAAUGAAGGACUGCUUGCUCUUUGUGAAGUCGCACUCGGAAGCACCAGGGAUCUCAAGAAUGCGGACUAUAACGCCAAUAAACUUCCAAAAGGCAAAGGAUCUACUAAAGGAGUCGGAAGAUGGGUGCCAAAGAACGAAGUAGACAUUAGUGGCAUUCCUGCUUGUAUUGGGCCAAUGCAAGAUCUCGGCAGCAGCUACUACCUCAGAUACAACGAAUUUAUCACUUAUGAUGUUUCAAAUGUGAAGAUCAAGUAUUUGUUCAGAUGUAAGAUUGCAUAA
Molecule: messenger RNA, 1806 nt
Organism: Moneuplotes crassus
Lineage: Eukaryota; Ciliophora; Spirotrichea; Euplotida; Euplotidae
Source: the annotation of a GenBank genome assembly